GUUUGUCUGCUGCAUUUGUGCGUGUUUAAUCGGAAUUCUCGAAUUUUUCGGAAUAAUCGGAAAGUGUUUUUUGCGUUGCAACAAUGUCGUUGGACGAUCAAUAUAAUGACUUCCUGGAGGAGCUAGAGCAGAAACCGGAUAUAAGCAAAAUCCGUUUUGAUGAAGAUGACCCGAUGAGCGACGUGAAUGCGAUAGUGGAAGCCGAAAAUCGCAAACGAAAGCUGAGCAAAAACCCGCUAGCUUUGGUAGACCAGGGACACCUUCGUCGGGAGCAAUUGGAUGACCGGAUGGAUCAAGAAGAUGACCAUGAUCCAAUGUCCGAGUUGAAUCCGAAUGAUAUGAACCAGAAAGUGUUGGUAAUGACGAGCGGUGAGAUGGAUAUUGUACUGGAACCGGAGAAAGCAUUGGUUUAUACUUGUUUUAACACCACGUAUGACCGAGCUUCGCUGAAUCGGCCUGACGUGUGGCACCAAAUUAUGGUACACCAUGAGGGAAAGUAUUCGAAGCAGGAAAUUUUGGAUGCCUUCUUUACUAUUAUCACCACAGACGAUUUCUACCCGGUGGCCUAUCGGCGGCACAUCAAUAUUGAUUAUUUCUUGGUGCGUUUGUGCAGUAAAGCACUGGUUAAACUGUUUGAUAAAAGCCUAAAGUUGCCCAUGCCGGGUGCAUCGGAUCCGUUGAAGCUAACGGUUAAGUUGAACGUUGCCAAGUUUGUGCAGGGACAAAUACACCCGAAUGGGAAGAUUUUCGCAGCGGUUUCGGAACGUUGCGACAAUGCGGUGGUCUAUGGUUCCUCGAAUCUGUUGAAUUUGGACAAUUUUCGAGAUCAUGGCGAUUUUGAAGAGCUUUGUGUUUUUCUGGGCAACCGAGCUCACUUGGAGCUGGUGUGCAGUUCCAUUAACCGUCUAGAGGACAUUCGCGUAAAGGUGAACGCAAUUAAACUGACCAACAACUGCAUUAUACACAUUUCGCCUCUGGUUGCCCUCAAAGAUUUGCCGAUUCAAACGUUGGAUUUGCGUUAUAACCGAAUUAAACAUCCGGCAUCGCUGCGGCCAAUGCAAGGGUGUGGAAUUAAUGAGCUGUACAUCGAAGGUAACGGAAUUGUUGAUGUUCCGGGAUAUAUGGACGUCUUGAAGCAGUAUUUCCCGAGUAUAAUUAAAAUUGAUAACAGUUUUUUCGGAGCGACUAGAAAACAGGCGGCGACUCCGGCUUCUCGGGCUGUUGGUGGAGACGAUGAGGUGGAGCUCACUUCCCCCGGCGAAAUAUACCAGUGUGUUAAUGGGGUAGUAGAGGACGCUAAGAGUUUCAAAAAAUAUAAAUUCAAUACCAAAUGGCAUCAGGUCGUGAUAGUUCAUGAAGGACGUUAUGAAAAGACAGAAAUUUUGGAUGCCCUUUUCACACUGCUUGAUAGCUACGACUUGUACCCUUGCUAUUACAAAACUUAUUCGAAGCAAGACGAGUUUCUGGUUAUUAAUUGCUUUGAAGCGUUGGCUUUCCUAGUACAGAGCAAAUUAGUUCUUCGAAUGAAAAACUCUAAUGAGUUGGUUUCCAUCGUGCUCAAGAUGAACGUUGCUGACUUUAAGCAGGGCCAAGUGGUGGUCGAAGAAAAGAUCAACUACCUUUUGCUAGACCGUUUCAAUGAUCGCUGUUUGGACCUUUGUUCACUGCAGCAGCAUCUGAACAAGAUCAAAUUUGCCGAAGUUUGUGCCAAAAGUACUAGAACUCUAUCGAAAAUUUUAUCUGCAGCGGGUAAGAAGUUUGGCAACGUUUGUUUGGUCAUUCGGUUGAGAAGCAAUGGAAUCAAACACUUGGGAGCACUGGCAUCGCUCAUCUCGUACCCAAAGCUGGUAUCUUUGGAUUUGAGGUACAACGAGAUCGGCAACUUCGAAGACCUGCAAGGGGUGAUGAAAAACCGCAUCAAGGAGGUGUUCCUGGAUCACAACCCCAUCUGCAACACGGUGACAUCUAGCAUCGAGUACAUUCGCCAUGUGCGGGUCGUUUUUCCGGCGAUCGAAAAGCUUGACGGGAUGCCACUGCUGGAGAAUGGCAAUCUAAACUUUUCGCAGAAUUUUAUCUGCAUGCCGGAGGCAUACAAGUUUACCGAAUCGUUCGUGAAACACUACUUCACCAUCUACGAUUCGUUUCAACGGUCCAGUUUGAAGGAGCUGUACCACCCGAAGGCACAGUUUUCGAUGACGAGCAGUUUUGUUCAGUCGAAAACGUUGGACUCGCAUCAGGUGCGAUUGAAUGCUUACCAGGGAAAGAGCCGCAAUUUGCUUCGGCUGGCCAACAUUGACCGUGCCAUCAGCAGUCUUGUGGUGGGCAACGAAAGGAUUGCGAAUGUGCUCGUCUCGUUUCCAAAAACCGAACAUGAUUUCUUUUCAUUCCGCGUUGAUACGCCCAUCUUUCGGCCGGAAUGUGUGGUAAUUACUGUGCAUGGAGCGUUUAAAGAAAUGGCCAAUUCGCUGUUGAGUGACGAUUUUGUGCUCGGUUUCACUCGUACCUUUUACAUUCAACCCUGUGCAAAGGGAUUGGGAAUCUUCGAAAAAGCGAUUGAGUUCAAAAUUUUUAACGAUCUGUUUCACAUGUACAAUUUGACUGCUUACGGACGGGAAAACGUUUUCAAGCAUCAUGAAGAACCUGAAUCGACGGACCCUGUCGUACCGCACAGUGAAGAGCGCGAAAACACGAUAAUAGUUUUCCAGGAGUUAACGCGACUUAAUCGGAAGUGGUGUCUGCGUUGCCUGGAGGAAUCAUCCUGGAAUCUGAAGGUGGCAUUGAACAUUUUUCUUAAACUGUAUGAGGAGGACCGUAUUCCCGACAACGGCUUCGACGCAACGCUCGUUUCCAAGCGAUAAGUGAUUCUCAUGAAACUUUUUUUUAAAUGUAUAACAUGCAGUAAAUUUCCUAUUGGCUAGAUGUACUAUAUUAGUUCUUACUGUAUUGUAUCACGUUCUAUAAGAAAAUAAUAUAUCUUA
Sabethes cyaneus is the source of this 2978-nucleotide messenger RNA. It is a transcript of the gene nxf2, whose product is annotated as nuclear RNA export factor 2. Bases 84 to 2858 code for a protein of 924 amino acids. Gene Ontology annotation, molecular function: RNA binding; protein binding. Gene Ontology annotation, biological process: poly(A)+ mRNA export from nucleus. The record is from RefSeq and is a predicted model, not a curated record. The transcript is spliced from 4 exons. NCBI's taxonomy places the organism in Eukaryota, Metazoa, Arthropoda, Insecta, Diptera, Culicidae. Gene Ontology annotation, cellular component: nucleus.